AUGUUAAUUCAUACUAACAUACAAACUAGACUACCAUUAAAAAUUGCUUCAUUUUCUGGGAAUGGUUUUAUUUUUAAUAAAUUAACAAAUCGUCCAAUUACAAGUAUUGAAGAACGAAUUGAAAUUGAAUUUCAAACGAAACAAUCCAAUUCCAGUUUGUUUUGUGCAGGUAGUGAAACUCAAUUACUUCGUUUAGAUAUAGUCAAUGGGCUGUUGAAAGUAUUUCUACAUUUGCCAAUUACAGAAAGUGAUAUUUCGUUAAAUUUGGUCGAAGGGAAUGAUGCAAUUAUUCAAAAUCAUGGUAUUUAUCGAAAGAAAAAGCUGUUAAGUUUAUUUCAAUUGGACAUAGUGAUUCAGUCAAAACUUGAUCCAACAUUACGAUUGGAUGAUAAUCAAUGGCAUUCAGUUAUAUUGGAAAGAUCAAAUUCAUUGUUACAAGUAUACAUUGAUGACGAUUUAAUAUUUACACGUUUACUUGGAUCAACUAAUCAUCCACGUGUAUAUUUAUUGCAUACACAAAUUAUUGUUUUAGGUGGACCUUAUAAAUUAAAUGAUAUAUUUCAAAUGAAUUCACUGAAUAUUCUAUCCGAUAAUAAUUUUAUUGGUUAUAUUUCAAAAGCUAUUUUUCAAGCGGAUUCACUUCAAAUGAAUAUUUUAGAAUUCACAUUAUCCAGUUUACAUGGUUUUCGAAUUCAACCACUAUUUCCUUGGAUAAAUAAAACAGAUCAUCAAAUGAAUGAAUUUCUUCUACCCGGUACUAAUGAAUUUAUCAAAUUUAUUCAAAUAUGUGAUUUAAUUCAUCAAAUGAAUCAGUUACCUACUUCCCCGAUUCAUUUUAAUUCAACAGCAUUUUUUCAUGAAAAUAUGUUUCUCACUUUAAAAUUGCCAACAUUCGUGAUAAUGGAUUUAUUACAGAAUUCCAUUGAAUGUAUUCCACAUAAUUCAAAUCAUCCGAUCAAGUCGAUCGAUACACUGAAAUGGAUUCAUUUAGAGCUACAAUUUAAUCAAUAUUCAAUGGAACAAAAUGGUUUAUUAUUUCUAUUAAGUGAAGAUACCGAUCAACGGCUGAAACAUUUCACAUUUUUCAAUAAUAUCAAUGAUCAAUAUGAUGAUAAUGGCCGAUUGAUCAAUAAUAAUGCAUAUCAUUUAAAUGGGAAUUUCAUAAUUGGCGCUGAAUUUCGUGACAAUCAUUUUUAUAUUAUUCUACAAAAGAAUAAACAAAUAUGGACUGAUGUGGAAUUAGAUUUAAAAUCUAUGAAAGUAUCAUCAUUAGACGGUGUGCAUAAAUUACACAUAAAAUAUACAAUGAUUUGGUUGACACAUGAAAAUAACCAUUCAAUGAUCAAUUUAUGGCCAUUGAUCAAAGUAAAUUUUGGCGAUGCAACUGACAGUUGGAUUACUGUUGGUCCAAAUAUCAAUCAUCAUCAUAAUAAUAAUUUGACAAUAUUAACUAAUGCACAAGAAAUGAGAUUAAUGGAAAGUUUGAAAGUAUCCAAUGAAAUUUAUCAAACACUAUGGCAGAAUACAUUAUGGUUUGGUAGAACAUUAUAUUUAGGUGGUAUAAAUUAUACAAAAUCCAUUGAAAAUGGUUUAUUUAUACCAGGAAUUCAAAAUAUUAAUAGUAAACGGCGAAAUUUUCAAGGUUAUAUUACUAAGGUAACCAUCAAUGGUUUACGUUUGGAUUUACACUCAGCUAUUCAAACACGUAUUCGUUAUUUGCACAGUAUUUAUUAUGAGAAAAUUCAAACAAUGGGAAAAUUCUCUUUUCCCUUAGAGUGUAACAUUCUUAAUAAUAAUAAUAAUAACGAUGAUGUACAAACAGCUAUGUUUUCAAAUAUUUGCUCAUCAUCCAAUUUCAAUGAAUUAUCAUGUCCAAUUAUUAAACAAAGUGAUCAUCAAAGAGGAAGAUUAAUAAAUUCCUGUUUGAAUAACUCAUCCAAGUUUAAAGAUUCUAUACCAAUUCUACAUUUCAAUGGAUUACAACUGAUACGUAUACAAUUCCCUGCUCAACAAUAUUCAUCAUCAUUAUGGUUUGAAUUGAUAUUUCAAACAAAUCAAUUGAAUGGAACACUGUUAUGCACUGAAUCAGAUUCACAAUACAAAGUAUAUGCUAUGAACAAGUUGACUGCACCGAAUAUUCACGCAGAAGAAAGAGAAGAACAAGAAAAACAUUUGACAUUUGAAGAAACAAAUAAAUUUCAUGCAUCAGUUGAACAUCGAAUCGAUCAGCAAAGAAUUUAUGAUGGAAAUUUUGUGUUAAAUUAUAAUAGUUUUCAAAUAUUCCUUGUCAAUGGUUAUUUACAUUUGAAGUAUAUUGUCAAGGAUAAAAAUGAAAUAUUCAAAUUACCAGUGUUUAUAUCCAAUGGAAAAUGGCAUCAUUUUGAAUUAUUUUACAAUGAUUCAUAUAUGACUGUACAUUUGGAUGAAAAUGUAUUCAGUCAGAAAUCAUAUUUAAAUAUCACAGAAUUACCUAUUCAACAAAUCAUCAUUGGAUUAGCCAAUUCACAUGAAUCAUCAUCCUCUGUACCAAUCAACUCUAGGUUUAACCAGAUUACCGGUUAUAAUGGUGACAUAGCAUACUUUCUAUACAAUGGCCUUGAACUAAUGCCACAUAAGAAAAUACAAUUACCUAAUCAUGAUGAUACAAUGAGUCAUAGUAAUCUUGAAAACAUCUUUGCAUAUCCAUUGAAUCAAUGGAUAAUAGAAUUCAAUGCUCAAUUAUUUGAGCAUCAUCAUCAUCAUCACUCCAGUCAUAAACAACCAAUCAGUUAUGAUUUUCCUCCUAUACAAUUUAAACAAUCCAAAUGUUAUCUUUCAAUGAUGAUCAAUGAACGUUUUGAUUAUUAUGUAGAAUUUAUAGUGAAAUUUUCUUUUCAAACAUCAAUUGAUCAAGGAUUAUUAUUGUUUAUUGUUAACACAUUAAAUGAUCAUUUUUUGUUGAUUGAAUUGUUCAAUAGUCAAUUAUUAUUUACAAUAUAUUUUAAUGAUGAAUUAAUAACACAAACAAUAACACCAACAAUGAACAACGACGUAGUAUUGUUUAAUGAUUCACAAUGGCAUACAGUGGAAUUAUUUAGGGCGAAUAAAGACAGUAGUAACAUACUGACACUUCGAAUAGAUGCACAAACACCAAUUGAAACAUUUACAAAUAUACAUUUAACUGAACUAGUUAAUUUUAAACAAUUAAUUUCAAAUGCUGUUAUCAAUAUUGGCGGUUGUUCCAUGUUGGAUUUAAUAAAAUUUCAAGGUAAAAUCAAAUCGAAAUAUGGCUUUCAAGGUUGUAUUGCCAAUUUUCAAUUGAACCAUCAUUCAACAGUCAAUCUUUUACAAAUGGCUAAAAUAUAUCCGAAUCAGAAAUGUAAUGAUCAGAUAGUUUAUGGAUGUCAAUCAAUGACAUCCGGUUGUGCAUUGUCACAAAUGAAAACUAGUAAUACUAAUAAUAAUAAUGUAUACACGCUUCAAUCAAGUUUUUAUGAUCUUCAAUCAUCAAGUGACGAUUUGAGAAAUGUACACAUGUGUUAUAAUGAUGGAAAAUGUUUGGACAGAUGGCAUACAUUUUAUUGUGCAUGUGAUUUUACUACAUUUCAAGGUCAACAGUGUAAUGAAGUUGGCACAACGUUACAUUUUGGUAAAAUCAAUUCAAUCAAUGUUCAAUUGUUCAAUAUUAAUGAAACAUUAACUCCAUUAAAACAAUAUACUGGAUUUGUACAAUUUCAAAUUGAAUAUCCAACUAUUUCAACAAUAUUAAAGAAUGAUGCAUAUUCUACUGUAAAUGAUAUAUUCACUUUAGGAAUACAAUUAGAUGUAAAUGCGUUACAUCAUAUUGAUAAGUUAAAAUCAUCUGAUAAUAAUAAUCUGAUCAUUACUUUAUUAUAUGCUACAAAUCAGCAUCAAAAUAAUCUGACUUAUAUUCAUGUCUAUUUGGAACAAGGAUUUUUAAAAAUGAAAUUUUUAUUCGAUGGUUCAAUAAUGAUUAUCGAUGGUCCAAAGAUCAAUGUACAAGAUGGAUAUUAUCAUAGAAUUCGAGGUAUUCGAUCCACUGAUCAAAUUCUUCUUGAAGUUGAUCAAUAUCAAACUGUUUAUCGUUUGUAUAAUGAGUUCACUACAUUAUGGAAAACACAAUAUAUUUGGUUGGGUCAUUCACCAUUGUCUAAUCAAUCAGAUUUUAUCAAAGGUUAUGUAACAGGAGUUUAUUACAAUGGAUUACAAUUAACUGAUCUUGCAUCUGGUUUACAACAUUUAACAUUUGUUAAAGUCAUUCGAUAUGGUGAAGUAGAGCCAACAAAUACAUUUCAAUUGAAAUUAGGACCAAAUAGUCCAUUUAAUAUUGAAUUCAAUCCACGAAAAGGUAAAAAACACUUACACCUGUCAAAAUCUUCAUCACCAAUUUUUAAUUCAUUCACACUUACAACAGAUAGGAUUACUAAUUUCAAUAUACCUAAUAAUAUAAAUGAUGAGUCAUCAUUACUCCCAUUAGUAUCAUUAUAUUCUAAAACUUCCGAAAUUCAACCAAUCAUAAUCACAUCUACAAAAUCAUUAAACAUUGGAUUAUUGAUUUGUUUAAUUUUAACUGGUUUCAUUUUAAUUAGUUCAUUUGGUUUUCUUAUUUAUCGUUGUAUACAUCAACAACAUUUGGAUGAAUUUAGUAAUAAUAAUAAUAAUAUUAAUAAUAAUGAUAUUGAUAAUAAUAUUAAUACUAAUCACAUAUCACAAACUGACCGACUGGAUUCAAUCAAUGAAUCAAAUCUGUUACAAUCAGUCGGGAAUAAUAAAGUGCAUGAGUUCAUGAGUCAUAAAAACUAUUCAUCUAUUGAUCAUAAAUAUCAAACCAGCUCAAUGAUAUCACCACCACCACCACCUUCUUCAUAUUUCGUUGGUGUUAAUCAUAAUGAUAAUAAUAAUAAUAAUAAUAAUAAUAAUAAUAAUAAUGAUCAAUAUGUGAAUAAUACAGUCGAUAAAUUACAAACAUCAUUAUAUUUGAACAAUGAAUCAUUUCCAUGUUUAUUAAAUCAAGUUCCAACAACCAAUCAAAAUAAAUCUUCACUACAGUUCAACAAUGAUCAACAAAUUAUUCAUGAUGAUUACAAGUUGAACAGGUAUAAGAAUUUCUCUACUUUGUCUACAAUACAGAAUAAUAAUCACAAUCACAAGAAUAAUAAUAGUAAUAAUAAUAAUAAUGAUAAUAAUAUGCUGAACUAUACUAAUUUCUUUACUUAUCACCCUCAAAAAUAUCAUAAUUUAUAUAAAUCUAGUAUAAAUGAUUUUACUUUUGUACAAAAUAGACAAGCUAUGUAA
This is a messenger RNA of Schistosoma turkestanicum, 5295 nucleotides long. The record is from the annotation of a GenBank genome assembly. Lineage: Eukaryota; Metazoa; Platyhelminthes; Trematoda; Strigeidida; Schistosomatidae.